ACGUGAGCACCGCCUCUUCCGGGUUGUGACGUCUCCACACCGCUGUGUUGUUGUUGUGUUGUAGCAGCUGGAAGUGAAAUAUGCCAGAUUUUUGUGCCGCUUUUGGAUGCUCUAAUGAAAGAAAUGCCAGAACCAAGCAACAAGGCAUCACAUUUCACAGGUUUCCAAGAGACAAACUUAAAAGACAAAUAUGGACAGUAGCACUGAGGAGAAGGGACUUUGAGCCAAAUAACCGCUCAGUCAUCUGCAGCCAUCAUUUCAAGUCAGAAGACUUUGACAGGACCGGACAGACGACCCGUUUAAGGGAAGGAGUGAUCCCUUCAGUUUUUAUGUUUACAAAGCAACUUCACAAGGCACCCAGCUCAAACCACACCUCACACAGGGCUACAGUAGAACAUUUGGAUGUCCUGAACGUUCAGCUAGCAAAGGAUCUAGACAAGUCAGCGAGUGAAAAUCCAGAUCAUCUGUAUGCCCUCGACCCAGUCAAAGUAAAAGAACGGUUAACUGAGGCUCAGAAAAAGCUGAAGGAAUUGCAAAGGGAUUUAAGAAAUGCUAAGAACCGGGAAAGAAGACAUAAGAAGACAAUGAAGACUCUAUUGAAGGAUUUAAAACAGAAACGCAUGCUUACAGAGGAACUUCAGCAGAACCUUGAUGUUAUUCUUGUUGGUUGAAUUGGAAAUCCUCUUUUUUUAUAAUGAAUAAAUGCAUAUGUCUGAGAA
Acanthochromis polyacanthus (spiny chromis) is the source of this 719-nucleotide messenger RNA. Its product is annotated as THAP domain-containing protein 6-like. The record is from RefSeq and is a predicted model, not a curated record. Bases 81 to 671 code for a protein of 196 amino acids. Lineage: Eukaryota; Metazoa; Chordata; Actinopteri; Pomacentridae. The transcript is spliced from 4 exons.